This is a messenger RNA of Xyrauchen texanus (razorback sucker), 1724 nucleotides long. Its product is annotated as DNA-directed RNA polymerases I, II, and III subunit RPABC1. Lineage: Eukaryota; Metazoa; Chordata; Actinopteri; Cypriniformes; Catostomidae. The coding region runs from base 16 to 825 and encodes 269 amino acids. Gene Ontology annotation, cellular component: RNA polymerase I complex; RNA polymerase II, core complex; RNA polymerase III complex. Gene Ontology annotation, biological process: DNA-templated transcription. The transcript is spliced from 7 exons. Gene Ontology annotation, molecular function: DNA binding; DNA-directed RNA polymerase activity. The record is from RefSeq and is a predicted model, not a curated record.
CACAGGAAAAUUACGAUGCCACACAGAUGUGCUGUUCCUGGCUGUGGUCAAACAAAACCUCUGAAUAAGCUGCCGAAAGAUCCAGACGUCAGGGAAAAAUGGAUGCAGUUUAUUUUUUAUGGACGUCCCAGUCAUUUUAAGGAUGACUGUUUUGAGAACAAAUCUCAAUAUGAUGCUGGCUUUGCCAGAAGACUGUUGCUCAAAGAUAAGUCCGUGCCGACUAUUCUGGGAACAACGACGACGCAAACUCUUUGUCAUGAUCGUGGUUAUUUAGUCACUCAAGAUGAAUUGGAUCAGACUCUUGAGGAGUUCAGAAGUCAGUUUGGAGACAAACCCAGUGAGGGUCGACCACGACGAACAGACCUCACGGUUCUAGUCGCCCACAACGACGAUCCAACCGACCAGAUGUUUGUGUUCUUCCCUGAGGAACCGAAGGUUGGCAUCAAAACAAUAAAGAUGUACUGCCAACGUAUGCAAGAGGAGAACAUCACACGGGCCAUUAUUGUAGUCCAGAUGGGUAUGACCCCAUCAGCCAAGCAGUCUCUGGUAGACAUGGCACCGAAGUACAUACUUGAGCAGUUCCUUCAACAGGAGCUUCUAAUCAACAUUACCGAACACGAGCUUGUUCCUGAACACAUGGUGAUGACUAAAGAGGAAGUGACCGAGCUGCUGGCGCGGUAUAAACUAAAGGAAAGCCAGCUGCCCAGAAUUCAAGCAGGGGAUCCUGUGGCCCGAUACUUCGGCUUAAAAAGAGGCCAGGUUGUUAAGAUUAUCAGACCUAGUGAGACGGCCGGGCGGUACAUCACUUACAGAUUGGUCCAGUAAUGGUUUUGAAAGUAAUAUCUGCCAAAAUGCCUCUGGUGAACUACAGCAAUGUUAUGAAGUCUUGAGUUAAUAUGAAAAUGUGGUAAUUUUACAGUGGUUGCUAUAUAGGUUCAUUCAUUCGUAAUUAUUUAUGGUAGUUGUAGAAUGAUGAUAUUCAUAGGUUUUUAGAGACUCUUGUUUGAUCUUUUUAACAGGUUUGUAAUAUUUUCUCAGACUGAGCUUUGAUCAGCCCUGUUAUUCGAACCAUUUUUAUUCCUUUUCUCAAUAAAUAAUUGUUACUCUGACAAGUUAUGUAUAAACAAAUACUUAAAUGUAUCAUCUACGCUUAUAAAAUGUUCUAGAUAGAGAAAGAGAACUCACCUUCUUCCAGAAAGCCAUAGUCACUAGUUUAAAUGAAAAGAGGGAAGUAUGCACAUGGUCGAUCAGUGCAACAUAACUAUGAACUAGAGUUUCAAACUGUAAAACCCUCCCUCAUUGGUGAUGUGGUGUCAAAUGUAAUUUGCAUGUGAUGCAAAUAUCUUACCAACCAUAGUUAUACAAGCAUUAUAAAUGGUCCAGUUGUUUUGCAUGUUACAAACAUUUAUAUAUUGUUGUUUUGAAAUAAUCCAUAUUUUCUUUAUUAAAAAGCACAAACAGAUAAAAUGUAUGAGAAAUUGCAACGUCACACCCAAGUAUAUUAUCUCAUGAUACAAUAUGCCAUCAUAACUUCCCUAAAAAUAUUGUGUACCACUGUAAAAUAAAGUAUUUUAAAAACCAUCGAUUCAAAAGAGAAAUGUCUUCAGCAAUUUGAGAUAAAAUGAUUAUAUAUUAAAAAAUCUUUCAUAAGAUAAUUCAUUGCAUUUCAACAAACCCUGGCUUUGUCCUGAAUUUAGUAUUCCACUCCCACUCGACUGGCUGUG